UCUCACCCCUAAACGAGAAAUUUGACCCUCCAACCAAGAAUGGCCUCCGUUUAUGCUUCCUCGGCUAUUGCUGCUGCUGCUGCCAUCUCACCCCCCUGCAGUUCCCAGAAGACUGGAUCAGUAGUGGGAACAACGAAGGCGUCUUUUCUUACUGGAAAGAAGGUUAGAUCAGUGAGAAAGUACGCAAAACGCGCCGCCGCGUCAACGGUUCCGGUGUGCGCUGCCGUUGAGCCCGACAGACCCCUUUGGUUCCCCGGCAGCGUUCCUCCUCCGUGGCUGGAUGGGAGUCUUCCGGGUGACUUCGGCUUCGAUCCUCUAGGCCUCGGAUCGGACCCCGAGACAUUGAGAUGGAACGUACAGGCGGAGCUUGUGCAUUGCAGGUGGGCAAUGUUGGGAGCUGCAGGCAUUUUCAUCCCAGAGUUCUUGACGAAGAUCGGGAUCCUAAACACUCCUUCAUGGUACUCGGCAGGCACCGAGGAAUACUUCACCGACACCACGACUCUCUUCAUCGUCGAGCUUAUUUUCAUCGGCUGGGCCGAAGGGAGAAGAUGGGCCGACAUCCUCAAACCAGGGUGCGUAAACACCGACCCCAUCUUCCCCAACAACAAACUCACCGGGACCGACGUCGGGUACCCCGGUGGCUUGUGGUUCGAUCCUCUUGGGUGGGGAAGUGGUUCGCCCGAGAAGAUCAAGGAGUUGAGGACCAAAGAGAUCAAGAACGGUAGGUUGGCUAUGUUGGCCGUGAUGGGCGCUUGGUUCCAACAUAUCUACACCGGCACGGGCCCCAUCGACAACUUAUUUGCUCACCUCGCCGAUCCCGGUCAUGCCACCAUUUUUGCUGCUUUCACCCCUAAGUGAGAAAGCGAGGAGGAAGGAAGAACCCUAAACGCCAUUAAAGUGUUGGAGAAAAUUGAAUGGUCACACACCCUUCGUCUAGCUUGCAAUGAGAAGGAAAGAUGUGUACGGGGAUGUUUGUAUCAGUAGAUAAUUGUAAUGCCUAUGUUCAGUGAUGUACAAAUACCUUUUAUGAAAUUAGACUGCAAUGAAUAUUUUUCUUCAGGUU
This is a messenger RNA of Hibiscus syriacus, 1063 nucleotides long. Its product is annotated as chlorophyll a-b binding protein 7, chloroplastic-like. Lineage: Eukaryota; Viridiplantae; Streptophyta; Magnoliopsida; Malvales; Malvaceae. Gene Ontology annotation, cellular component: membrane. Gene Ontology annotation, biological process: response to light stimulus; photosynthesis, light harvesting in photosystem I. The record is from RefSeq and is a predicted model, not a curated record. Bases 40 to 858 code for a protein of 272 amino acids. The transcript has 5 exons.